Molecule: messenger RNA, 2854 nt
Organism: Centropristis striata (black sea bass)
Lineage: Eukaryota; Metazoa; Chordata; Actinopteri; Perciformes; Serranidae
Gene: crebrf
Product: creb3 regulatory factor
Exons: 10
Coding region: 523-2715 (730 amino acids)
Biological process (GO): response to unfolded protein; regulation of transcription by RNA polymerase II
Cellular component (GO): nucleus
Molecular function (GO): RNA polymerase II transcription regulatory region sequence-specific DNA binding; DNA-binding transcription factor activity, RNA polymerase II-specific
Source: RefSeq, a predicted model, not a curated record
ACACUUGUUUAUCUUCCUCCUCAGCCUACAGUGAAACGGGCUGCUAGCAGCGUCGCUGAUUGACAGGCGGGGCGGCCACUCCGGAGGCUCCGGGGGGCGGGGCGUGGCCUCGGCUCGACCAAUAGGCUGUGAGGAUUACGUGGGUGUUGGCACAGUGGCGCUAGGUUGAGGUUUGUUUUGCUUUGCUGAGGAUCUGUGAUGAGUGCAGAGGCUCUGCUGAUCUCUGCUCAUUUAUGGAUUUAUUAUCGAUCAUAUCAGACCUGAAGCUACCAGAGAACCACAGCAGACCACAACAGACCACAACAGACCAGAACCGGCCUGAACCCACCACCUGAGUCCCAACCCUGCCCCUCCCCCGCCCCCGGCCUGACGGGCCCACCACAACCCAUCAGAGGACUCGGACCGUCGGAGGACUCGGACCGUCGGAGGACCCGGACCGUCGGAGGACCCGGACCCUCAGAGGACCGCUGGGACCGACCCGAGCCCGGAGGUCCCCCUGCUGGAGCUCUGCGCCGCCUGGCAAUGCCUCAGCCCAGUGCGAGCGGGAUGGAGCCUCCCUUCGCCGACUCCUUUCAGAACUACUCUUUCGCCGACCAGGCGCUGACCAGCACCGAGCUGCUCGCCAGCAGCUCAGACCCUGACUUCAUGUACGAACUGGACCGAGACAUCAGCCACCGGCAGAGCCCCUGUGGGGACAGCGCGGUGGGUCUGGGGGACGGGGGGAAGGAGGUGGAGGGCUGCGUGGACCAGCUGAUGGGACUGGGCGAGGCCGAGACGGUCUACAGCAGCUCAGCCUUCGAACAGUGGGACUCGUACUGGGAAGACCUGACCAGAUAUACGCGGCUGGCCAGCUGUGACAUCUGGGGCACCAAAGAGGUGGACUUCCUGGGCCUGGACGACUUCUCGAGUCCGUACCAGGACGAGGAGGUGAUGGGCCGGACCCCCACGCUGGCUCAGCUCAACAGCGAGGAUUCUCAGCCCGUGUGCGAGGCACUGUACCCCCCCGCCGACCUGAGCCUGCCCCCCUCUCAGGCCCAGCCCCCCCUGGUCCCGGGCCACAGUAAGAGGGUCCUGGUCCCGGGUCCGGGCUUCGGCCCCAGCAGCGCCCGGCCGUCCCCCAGCUCCACCUCCUCCUCCCGUCCUUCGCGCAGUCUGCUUCCAGACUUCCCCGAGAGCUCCCAGAAGGCCACCAGACCCGUCCCCUCCAGCACCGAGACCAUGACCAAGACCCAGAACCUCCUGAGUCUGACCCAGGACCACGGCCAAGGCUACGCCAAGCACCAGGGCCGAGUCGCAAAGAUGGCCGCCCCGGCUUCCCACGGCCCCGACUUUGUCCGGAAGGCCAAAGUCCGCGUGAGCUCCGUGCCCAAACCUCAGUCCGACACGCCCCCCCCGACGGACGGCGAGAGGUCAGACCCGCCUCCGGCGCCGCCCCAGCCCCAGGACGAGAAGGCGUCCACUUCAGCCGGCGCCACCAUGGUGGUACUUCCUGUCACUGCAGCCGGCGCCGCCGCCAGCAUGACGAGCUUUGACAGGAAGUCGGAGGCGACGGGGCGGAGGGAGCCGCCCGCCGGCUGGCUCGCCACCGUGCCGCCGCUGGUCGAGGCGAGCCAGGCGCUGGAGGGCAACGCCUCCGGGCUCGUCAGCAGCGCCGACAGCGUGGCAGGGGCGAGCGGUGGCGGUGGCGGUGGCGGUGGCGCCGGCGCCCUGGCUUCAGAGGGCACCGAGAAGAGCAAGGAGGAGGAGCACAACUACUCUCUGUUCCUGACCCGCAGCAGGCUGGCCGGAAGAGCCCACUCCACGCUGGAGGAGGACGAGGAGGAGGAGGAGGAAGACGAGGAGGAGGUAGAGGAGGAGGAGGGCGACGGGCUGGAGCUGGACGACGAAGACCACGACGAAGGCUUCGGCAGCGAGCACGAGCUGUCCGAGAACGAGGAGGAGGACGAGGAGGACGAGGACGAAGACUACGAGGCCGACAAGGACGACGACAUGAGCGACGCCUUCUCUGAGCCGGGCUGCGACAUGGAGCUGAUGGAGGACAUCAAAGGCCUGACGACGGGCGUGUCCAGCAGGAAGAGAGGGAAGCGCCGCUACUUCUGGGAGUACAGCGAGCAGCUCACGCCCUCCAAACAGGAGCGCAUGCUGAAGCCGUCCGAGUGGGACAGACACACUCUGCCUAGCAACCUGUACCAGAAGAACGGGCCUCUGCACGGAAAGUACAUGCUGAAGAAGUCUCGGCGUACAGACGUGGAGGACUUGACUCCCAACCCUCGCAAGCUGCUGCAGAUCGGCACCGAGCUCCGCAAACUCAACAAGGUGAUCAGCGACCUGACGCCCGUCAGCGAGCUGCCGCUGACCGCCCGGCCGCGCUCACGCAAGGAGAAGAACAAGCUGGCGUCCAGAGCGUGUCGUUUAAAGAAGAAGGCCCAGUACGAAGCGAACAAAGUGAAGCUGUGGGGACUCAGCACAGAGUACGAUCGGCUGCUGUUUGUGAUCAACACCAUCAAAGAAGAGAUCGUGUCCCGAGUGGAGGACUCGUCCCCGCGUCCCACCAACAUGGCCGACACUCUGGAGCACCUGAUCCAGGAGACGCUCGUGGCAUCACCUGUCGCCGGGCAGACUUCAGACUUCGUCAACAAGAUCCUGGAGAACACGGGCCGCGGCGACCCCACCGGCGGGCUGGUCGGCCUGCGGGUCCCCACCUCCAAGAUCUAGAGCCACUGAGCUCGCUCGCUCGCUCGCACGGCGGCGGGCGCCACGUUUCCAUUGUAACUAAGCUCCUCCCCUUCUGCAUGCCCCUCCAGCCCCCAACACACACAUCGUUAGUCACACACACACAUAACACUCCCCGCGU